UCCGGGGACGAGCGCGCGCUUCGUUCACCACAGUAGUAAUCCGUAUGUUACAAUACGAUAUUGCACAUCGGUGGGAAUCGUUGCGCGACCACGUCGAAAGUUUGUGAAAAAUCUAACAAAAACGCGGUUUAACGCGCCAGCGCGACUGCCUUCAAUCCGUAUCCAGCACUGCAGUACACCGCGGUGUAAUAUUCUACACGGGCAUACGAAAAACUCCAUCAUUAUGGCGACGAGCGUUAUCAUUCUGUACAUUGCUUUGGUACCCGCCUGUGCCAUCGCGUUUGGAAAGUACUCAGGAAAUACAAAAGACUCUGAAUACAUGCGAAGUAAACUCUUAGAAAACGUCAUUAGUCAAUUAGAAAAAGACAUUGUGAAGUCGGAGAUGGACAGUAAGUAUGUACAAUUUGGUAGGAUAAAGACAACUGAACAGGAACCCAAGGACACGACCGAUUACGAAGAUGAAGUGGAUGAGACCAACAUUGUGCCAUCAAUUAGGGACAAUGAAUACAUGCAACACAGUACAUUGUGGGGUGCACAAUACAUGAGCGGAGGUGCUGGCGAAGGAGUUCAAACAUUAAAUCCUGAAAAUCCAGUGAGGAACAAAAACGAAGUUAAAACUGAUGCUGCAUUACCAGCUUACUGCAACCCUCCAAACCCAUGUCCAGUAGGAUACACAGAGGAAGAUGGAUGUAUAACAGACUUUGAGAAUACAGCAGCAUUUAGCCGUGAGUACCAAGAAUCGCAAGAAUGUAUGUGUGAUUCUGAACACAUGUUUGAUUGUGCAAGAUCAAGUACCAGUACCAAACAUGGUGUUGACGUGGACGAACUAGUAAGAAAAUUUCAGGUAGAGGAUGAACAUAAAAAUUUGGUAGCAAAAAAAUUCCAUGUUAAAAAGGCUUUCAACCCAUACUUACAAGGUGAAUUUUUACCAAUAGCAGCAAAAAAAGGAAUUAACAUAGGAUUUUAACAUAUCUUAAUCCAAAUGACCAAUUAUUUAUUCAUUCUACAUUAGAGAAUUCUACUGAAAAUGUAAAAAAAAAAAAAAAAGAACAUACAUUUAUUUC
This is a messenger RNA of Sipha flava (yellow sugarcane aphid), 1064 nucleotides long. It is a transcript of the gene 7B2, whose product is annotated as neuroendocrine protein 7B2. Gene Ontology annotation, molecular function: enzyme regulator activity. The transcript has 7 exons. Bases 224 to 967 code for a protein of 247 amino acids. The record is from RefSeq and is a predicted model, not a curated record. Gene Ontology annotation, biological process: neuropeptide signaling pathway; regulation of hormone secretion. Lineage: Eukaryota; Metazoa; Arthropoda; Insecta; Hemiptera; Aphididae. Gene Ontology annotation, cellular component: secretory granule.